CUUCAAACCAAACAAACCGAGGGAGGGAAUUCUCCUAAUUCUGACCGAGUUUAGAAAAUUUCAUUCUGGGUUGUGAGCCAAGUUACUGUCGGGCCUUUAUUUUUAAAUUGAGGAAAGGCCCAAGGUGAUCAGUGUUUUUUGCUUUGCGUUCGAAAGCUCACACCAGUGUCCGCCAUCGUCGUUGCUCUUCUUGUUCUUCGUCUCCUUCGUCCUAAAACCCCCCAUUGGCACAGCCUGGGGUUUUUUCUUCUCAAAUGGGUGAACACUGACUAGCAUUGAAUUGAAAUCCAUUAUGGGUUUUUCCAGUGCUUUAUCUCUUUGCUCUCACACUAGCAGCUUUUCUAGUCCCAAGUUCUUUUUUACUCCUAAGUUUGAUUGCAAGACCCUUAAACCCUCCGUGCCUAAACCCCAAAAACCAUUUAUACUCCCAAUAAAUCUUCGCUCUUCUACAAAGCCAUCAAAAAUCGUGACCCAUUUCUCUCAGUCAUCACCUCCAAAUUCACCUUUCUCAAAUGGCUCAAACUUCAGCUGUUUUCCCCCACCCAAGGAUAAUUUUCACCGUUUAUUCUUGGAAAAGAUUGUGGGUUUUCUAAUUGGGACGGCUUUCUUUAUUGGGUUUUUUAGUAUGAGACCAGCUUUGGCUUUACCUGCUCCAACGAGCAGCUCUAGUAUGAAUAGUAGUACCCAAAGUGAAGAAAUUGAAAAGGAAUAUUUUUACCAGGAGAUUUUGAAGAAGGAGCCGAAGAAUAUUGAAGCUUUGAUGGUGGUUUUGUAUGGGAAAAUGAGGAGAGGGGACACAAAGGAGGCUGUUAAAUAUGUGGAGAGGUUGAUCGAGUUGGAACCAGAGGAAGUUGAAUGGAAACUUUUGUUGGCACUUUCUUAUGAGACGAUGGGGAGACUGAGUACAGCAAAACGAUUGUUCAAGGAGAUCUUGAAACAGAGGCCUCUCUUGCUUAGAGCUUUGCAUGGUCUAGCGUUGGUGAUGCACAAAAACCAUGAAGGUCCGGCAGUUUUCGAGAUGUUGAAUAAGGCUUUAGAACUUGCUCGCCAUGAAAAAAAGGUUACCGAGGAGAGAAAUAUCAGAAUUCUGAUUGCACAAAUGCAUGUUGUAAGGGGGGCAUUGGAAGACGGCUUGAAGGAAUUUCAAACACUGGUUAAGGAGGAUCAUCGUGAUUUUAGGCCUUAUCUUUGCAUGGGAAUUGUGUACAGCUUACUGGAUAAAAAGGAAGAAGCUGCAGAACAGUUUGAGACAUACCGGUCUCUGGUGCCAGAAGAAUUUCCACAAAGGGGAUUUCUUGAUGAUGUUGUGUUGGCUGCAAAGUCCAAAUCAAGAGAACAGUUACAGAAAGAGUUUCAGAAUGAAUACACAAAGUGGAAGUAAAAACACCUUUCUAGUCAAGUAAAAUCAGCUCAAGUGGUGUUUUUCUUCGGUCUUUGAAAGUUAUUUUCUGUAAGGAAACAGUUAUAGAUUAAUAUUUUAAAUGCAAUUUUCUUGGCAAUUUAUUCAA
Messenger RNA from Humulus lupulus (European hop), 1508 nucleotides. Its product is annotated as protein SLOW GREEN 1, chloroplastic. NCBI's taxonomy places the organism in Eukaryota, Viridiplantae, Streptophyta, Magnoliopsida, Rosales, Cannabaceae. The transcript has 4 exons. The record is from RefSeq and is a predicted model, not a curated record. The coding region runs from base 293 to 1381 and encodes 362 amino acids. Gene Ontology annotation, molecular function: protein binding.